This is a messenger RNA of Spodoptera exigua (beet armyworm), 2354 nucleotides long. The record is from the annotation of a GenBank genome assembly. Lineage: Eukaryota; Metazoa; Arthropoda; Insecta; Lepidoptera; Noctuidae.
AAUGUCUUCAGUAAAUGUCAUUUGUCAUUUGAUCAUCGAGUGACAGAUAGAAAGACUUGGUUUUAUUCGUUCACAUUUUUCCCAAUUUAAUAGCCUAACGAUACAUUAAUUGAUAUAUUUUCUUAUCAUUUUUGUUAUCAAAUUAAAUUCUCAAAUAGGUUAUAGGGCACACUAUUCUCUAGAACAAUAAACACAGUGACUUUUCUUGAAAUAAAGAUCAGGAAACUAUCCUGUCACUUCGCUUCAUAACAAUAACCUUUCGUCAUUGUGGAUAGGCUAAUUACGUAUAAUUAGUGCACGAAAAUAUAAUAACAGCGACAGUGAGCACGAUGGCAAAGGAGGAAGACGACGACAAUUUGCCCGACAAGGAUGCGGCAAAAGAAUUCUACGCGAGAUAUGAGCCGAAAGAAAUAAUAGGCAGAGGUAUAAGUUCUACAGUACGAAGAUGUAUAGAAAAAGAAACUGGAAAAGAGUAUGCGGCAAAGAUUAUAGACCUCAGUCAGGAAUCACAAGAUGGGGUAGACACGCAUACAAUGAGGGAUGCGACACGGCAAGAGAUCCACAUACUGCGGAUGGUCGCUGGACAUCCUUAUAUUAUCGAGCUGCAGGAUGUGUUCGAGUCGGAAACAUUCAUAUUCUUAGUGUUUGAGCUGUGCAAGAAUGGAGAGCUCUUUGACUAUCUCACAUCCGUGGUCACAUUAUCAGAAAAGAAGACUAGGUAUAUUAUGAGACAAGUCCUCGAGGGGGUUCGGCACGUGCAUAGUAAGUGCAUAGUACACCGAGAUCUGAAGCCCGAGAACAUUCUACUGGAUGACCAGCUCAACGUCAAGAUCACAGACUUUGGGUUCGCGAAGGUGCUCAAAGAUGGAGAGAAAUUAUUUGAACUGUGUGGCACUCCGGGCUACUUGGCUCCCGAGACCCUCAAAGCCAACAUGUUCGAUGACGCACCUGGAUAUGGCAAGGAAGUUGACAUAUGGGCGUGUGGCGUCAUCAUGUUUACUUUAUUAGUCGGGUGUCCUCCGUUCUGGCAUCGCAAGCAGAUGGUCAUGCUGCGGAAUAUCAUGGAGGGGAAGUAUUCCUUCACCAGCCCUGAGUGGGCAGAUAUUUCAGAUGACCCAAAAGAUUUAAUUAGGCGGCUUCUAGUGGUGGAGCCUAGCGAAAGGCUUGGCAUUGUCGACGCCCUCAACCAUCCCUUCUUCAACACGAUGUUAUGGGAUCAAGACAUGAUGCCGCUCAAGAAAUCCUUGUCGAGUACUAGCCGCCGGAUGUCUCGGAUCGACCAGUUGGCAAUGGCUAUAAAGAGCGGCGGGUUCAAUGCGCGUGGCAAGUUACGCGUGGCGCUGGUAGCGGUCCGCGCGGCCGUGCGCCUGCGCCGCCUGCCCCACGCAGCAGCGCGCGCGCUUCCUCUCGCCGACGCGCUACGAGACCCCUAUACUAUGCGCGUUCUCAGAAAGGUCAUCGACGGAUGUGCGUUCCGCGUAUACGGGCAUUGGGUAAAGAAGGGCGAGGGACAGAACCGUGCCGCCCUCUUCGAGAACACGCCUAAGACCGAGCUGAAGAGCUUGUACGUCAGCAACCUCAGCCGAUAGCCACAUGCCCGUUAUGUCGGGAGACAUCCUUGCCGCUGCUGCGAUCCUGGUACAUUGGAGCAGUUCAAGUACCAGGGUUGCAGAAUAUUCGAAGAAGUGAUCUUCGGCCAACUAAUCAAGUCCGAAGCGUGAACGAAUGAUGUAGGUUAGUCGUAGUUACUGUGAGUAAUGUUAUGCUACCUUGGUACACUAGUUGAAUUGUCUACCUGUAUUAUCACAUGCCUGCAGUUGACUAGACAACCGUAGUCAACAUCAAAUAGCGUAAAUUACAUUUCUAAAUUAGUACAAGAAUGAAAGGGAAGCAAUAAAAAUUGCUGUGAUGACGAAUUAUCAUAUUAUCUUGUGUUAGUUGUUAAUUGUUUUUCUCACUAUUUUAAGGUCCACAUUAGAGAUAAUUUAGUAUUAUUCGAGUCCUGUAUAGAUAUUGUAUUGAUCAAAUUAGUUUAACAGAUUGUUUUAUAACAAAUUAAGCUAAUAUAUGCGAUAGCAGAGCGUACAAAAAAAAUAGCAAUAUUGUCUACACGUAGCUAACAGAUAUUAUGUGGAAAAUAUCACAAUAAGGUGCCUUCUCAGUUCGUGGUGCGAGAAUUUAUAUCGUUUUACAAUAUUUUUAAUUUGAAUAAUGUUUGGUGUGACAGUAACUAAGCAAGUGUUUCGGAAACUUUUUGUUGCAAAUAGUAUUUCGAUCGUAAAUGCAAUAAUUAUUAAGAAUUAAAAAAAAUGUGACGAAAUGUUUGAUUAUAAAUAUAUGUAAGUGUAUUUGAA